AAAUACUAUCCUCAAAAUCCGUUUUAAGGUCUCUUUUUGUAGCCCAUCUAACAUGAUUGAGAUGAAAAAUCUAAGCCGUUGGAUUUAGGGCUUUAAAAUUCCUGUACUUAAUCUUUUGUUCUCCUCCUGGAAUACUUCUGUUGUCCGCAGUUUGAUUUAGGGUUCUAAUUGAGGAAAAGACAAGAUGGCGCAACGUCUUACCUACAGAAAACGGCACAGUUACGCCACCAAAUCCAACCAACACCGCAUCGUCAAAACUCCCGGUGGGAAAUUGGUGUAUCAGAGCACUAAGAAGAGAGCUAGUGGUCCUAAAUGCCCUGUUACUGGAAAGAGAAUUCAAGGGAUACCACACCUAAGGCCUACCGAGUACAAAAGGUCUAGACUGCCUAGAAAUCGUAGGACUGUCAACCGACCAUAUGGCAGUGUGUUGUCAGGAUCUGCUGUCCGAGAGAGGAUUGUUCGUGCCUUCUUGGUGGAGGAACAGAAAAUUGUGAAGAAGGUCUUAAAGAUCCAGAAGACAAAGGAAAAGCAAGCUGGAAAAAUCUAGGAUGAACAGUAAAUACUGCAAGUUAACAAUGUCUUGCUUUGAAAUGUAGGGUCCUGUUCUUCUCGAUUCAGUUUUGCUUAGUGUUGAUGAUAAUAGAUGAUGAUGACAAUAUUUAACUGAAUUAAAUUGUGAAUUCUUUGGUUUUGUCUACUGCUGUUUUGCUUCAUAACAUUUUUAUCUAUGAAAUAGUACUAUAUUCUAUUAGUCAAA
This is a messenger RNA of Amaranthus tricolor (Joseph's coat), 757 nucleotides long. Its product is annotated as 60S ribosomal protein L34-like. Gene Ontology annotation, molecular function: structural constituent of ribosome. Gene Ontology annotation, cellular component: cytosolic large ribosomal subunit; ribosome. Bases 185 to 547 code for a protein of 120 amino acids. Gene Ontology annotation, biological process: translation; ribosome biogenesis. Lineage: Eukaryota; Viridiplantae; Streptophyta; Magnoliopsida; Caryophyllales; Amaranthaceae. The record is from RefSeq and is a predicted model, not a curated record. The transcript has 4 exons.